Molecule: messenger RNA, 2514 nt
Organism: Entamoeba dispar SAW760
Lineage: Eukaryota; Evosea; Mastigamoebida; Endamoebidae
Product: DNA repair and recombination protein RAD54B, putative
Exons: 1
Coding region: 1-2514 (837 amino acids)
Molecular function (GO): ATP-dependent chromatin remodeler activity; ATP binding; DNA translocase activity
Source: RefSeq, a predicted model, not a curated record
AUGAAAUCUGCUUUAACAAAAGAACAGAAAAGACAGUUUAAUUCAUUAAUCUAUGCCGCACAAGAGUCUGAGAUGAAAUUUGAUUUAGUAGAAAGUUUAAAAUAUUAUGAGAGUGCAUUAAAAUUACUACCAAAUCACAAAAAAUUACCAUUAAAAAUUAAACAAAUUAAAGACAAAAUUGAGAAAAGUAAAUCUAAAGUCGACCCUAAAACAGCCAAUGACAUAUCUGGAUUUGUGUAUAAUACAAACCAAAACAAAUAUUUUCUUAAUGGAGGGUUUUGGUUAUCAGUUGACAUUUUUAAUAAACUAUUACCUCAUCAACGCACAGGUAUAAAAUGGUUAUGGGAACACCAUAACGAAACAAAAAUUCAUGGUUGUAUUCUUGGAGAUGAUAUGGGUCUUGGAAAAACAGUCGAAAUAUUAGCUUUUGUUUUAGGAUUAACAAAUAAUAGUUUUUCUCGUACUUUUCUUAUUGUCGUCCCUGCAAUGGUUGCUUUACAAUGGCAAACAGAAGCAAAGAAAUGGUGUCCACCAGUAACACUUUAUAGUAUUCAUCAUAUGUCACCUCCAGAUAGAAGAGCUGCAAUUAGUUCAAUACAAAUAAAUGGAGGUAUUUUAUUGACAACAUAUAACCUUGUUCAAAACGACGAAGCGAAUUUAGGAGUUAUUAAUUGGGACUAUAUUAUUUUAGAUGAGGCACAUACAAUAAAAUCAAGAAUUAGUAAAGCCUCUUCGGUUUUAAAGAGUUUUAAAGCAAAACAUAAAAUUGCUGCAACAGGAACACCAAUGAUGAAUAAUUUAUUAGAACUGUGGAACAUUAUGGAUUUUACAACUGAUGGUGCUUUGUUAGGUAAUUAUAGUCAAUUUCAGUCAUAUUUUGAACGAAUUAUUUCCAAUGCAAAUUUAAGGAAUGAAAAAAGUCCAUUUGCUAAACGUAGAUUAUUAGAAUUAUCCAAAAGGAUUGGACCAUAUAUCUUAAGAAGAACAAAGAAAGAUGUAUUUGGUGAUGAUAGACCAACAACAACUCUUACUCCUCAUCCACAAGAAAAAGAUGAUGAAGAAGGAAAAAAUUCAGAAAAUAGUAAGUGUCUUACACUUACUGUUAAUAAAUACGAAUUAAUUGUUUGGGUUAAAUUAGAUUCAAACCAAAAAAUGAUUUAUACAAGGUUAUUAAGAUCAAUUAAUAUGAGUGAAUUAAAAAUGCAUAAAGUAAGAACUAUUAUUGGAAUGAUUAGUUAUUUAGAAAAGAGUUGUAGUAAUCCUCCUGCCAUUAAAGAUGUUCUAGAAGAUCAAACUAAACCAUUUAUUGAUAACGAAAUAAUCAAAAUGGUUGAUGAAGAAACAAUAAAUUUAUGGCCGAAAUUAACAGUACUUUUAAAAUUAUUAAAGAUGUGUGAAAAAACAAAUGAGAAAGUAUUAUUAUUUAGUCAGUAUCAAAGAACAUUAGAUUCAAUAUCUGAUUUACUUCAAUCAAAAGAUAUUCUAUUUUUGAGAAUAGAUGGAGAUUUAGAUGAUGGACUAAGAAAAGAACGGUUACGAAGGUUCAAUCAUAUGUCGUCAUGGGGAGUAUUAUUAAUGACCAUUCGAGUUGGAGCAUGUGGGUUAAACAUUACAGGAGCUUCAAGAGUUGUUAUAUUUGAUGAAGGAUGGUCAACAAUAGGGAACCAAGCAGUUGAUAGAGCCUAUAGAAUAGGACAAAAAAAGGAUGUUGUUACUUAUAGAAUCGUAUCUUGUGGGACAGUAGAAGAAAAGAUGUAUCGAAGACAAGUUCAUAAAACUACUUUGACAGAGCUAACACUUGAAACUAAUCAAGAAAAACAAAGGUUUAGACAUUGGUUUACAAAAAAAGAGUUAUAUACAUUAUUUGAUUCUAGUCAAGUUAAUUUUGAUAAUUCUGAAACACAUUUAAUAUUUAAACAAUAUAAACCAUUAUAUCCUCAAAAUAUGCCUGAAUAUCCUGAUUGGUUAGAUAAUCACAUCAAAGAAAUAGAAAAAGUUGACAAUGUUUUUGGAGUGUCUGAUCAUUCUUUUAUUAUUAAAACAGAUAUUCCUGAUGAACUUGUUUAUGAAAAUAUAGAAAAUGAACAAGAAGAAAAACAUUGGGACUUUGAUAAAAAAAAAGAUGGCUCAAGUAUUGGUGGAACAGAUAAACAAAGAAAAAAUCAAUUAAAAACAAAAAUUGAAGUAAAUAUUAUUGAUGAUACAAAUGAUUUUGUUAAUACUAAAACACUACCUUCUAGCCCUUUUACUAAUACUAUUGUUAAGAGAAGAAAAGACAGAUCUACUGCAUGUUAUGGACAUAUUUCUAAAGCAAAUCCAUUUUUAGUAAAAAAGUGUCGAUGUUUUCUUAAUGAUAACGAAAAAAAAGAGUAUAAUGAUUUAGUAGAACAAUUAAAAGAAUGUAAAAAUGAUGAACAAAGAUUACUAUGUUUAUUACAAUUAGUAAAUAUUUGUGAUGAUGAUAUUCAUUUACAUGAGAAUAUUGCAUUAUUAGCACAAAAGUAUUUUAAAUAA